Messenger RNA from Aspergillus sclerotioniger CBS 115572, 1860 nucleotides. Its product is annotated as flavin-containing monooxygenase. The transcript has 3 exons. Lineage: Eukaryota; Fungi; Ascomycota; Eurotiomycetes; Eurotiales; Aspergillaceae. Bases 1 to 1860 code for a protein of 619 amino acids. The record is from RefSeq and is a predicted model, not a curated record. Gene Ontology annotation, molecular function: oxidoreductase activity.
AUGCCACAUACCGAUGCGAACCGUAGAUAUACACAGCUAUCAGUGCCUCGGAAAGACCCUCCCGGAGGGGUUCCAUCCGAGAAUAAUGCAAGAAUCGAUGAUCAUGGCGCCGAAAAAGUGAGCCGGCCUCCGCCCCCUCUGACAGCGGGGUACACGACAUAUCAGCCACAUCCAACCACCCCCCUCCCCACAACAACCCCAAUCCUCAUCAUCGGCGCCGGCUGGGCCGGAAUCCAAUGCGCCAUCCGCCUCCUCGAACGCGACAUCCCAGCCACGGAUAUCCGUAUUGUCGACUCAGCCAGCGACUUCGGCGGAACUUGGUACUGGAAUCGUUACCCGGGUCUGACUUGCGAUAUUGAGAGUUAUUCCUACCUGCCGUAUCUGGAAGAGACGGGGUAUGUGCCUAGCAAACGGUAUGCGACAGGGGAGGAAAUACGUGGAUAUGUGGAUGUUGUGGUGAGGAGGUGGGGGUUGGGACGGUGUGGGGUUUUUGGGACGAAGGUGGAGAGGGCGCGGUGGGAUGAGGCGGGGAGGGAGUGGGUUGUGGGGAUGGUUAGGGGGGAGGAAAAGGUGGAGGGGGAGGUGAGGGCUAGGUUUGUGGUUGUGGCUGCGGGGGUGUUGAAUUGGCCGAAAUUGCCGGAUGUUGAUGGGUUAGGGGAGUAUAUGGGGGAGGUGUUUCAUGCGGCGAGGUGGAGGUAUGAGGAGAAGGGGUUGGAGGGGUUGAAGGGGAAGAGGGUCGUGGUGGUUGGGACGGGGGCGACGGCGGUACAGAUUGUUCCGGUGUUGGCGAGGUGGUGUGAACGGUUGGUGGUGGUGCAGAGGACGGCUGCGUCGGUGGCGGUGAGGGAUCAGAGGGUGACGGAUGAAGAGUGGUUUUGGAGGGAGGUGGCCGGGUCGAAAGGGUGGCAGAGGGAACGGAUACGGAAUUUUCAUCAGCAGUUUACGCUGGGGGAGAAGCCGGCCGUGGAUCUGGUGGAUGAUGGGUGGACGCAUAGUCGUGGGUUGGUAGGGCUGACGGGGGAUGUCGGGGGGCCGAUGUUGCCGGAGGAGAUUCCGGCAUACCAGGAGAGGUUGAUUGAGAUGGAUGCGCCGCGGCAGGCGGGGAUUCAUGCGCGGGUGGAUCGAGAGGUGGAGGAUCCUGAUACCGCCGAGAGACUGAAGCCCUGGUAUCCGGUUUGGUGCAAACGGCCGCUGUUUCAUGAUGAGUAUCUGAAGACCUUUAACCGGGAGAACGUGACGCUGGUUGAUACGGACGGUAAGGGCAUCGAGCGCAUGACGACCGAUUCGGUGGUGAUCGGGGGCAAGUCAUACCAGGCUGAUGUGGUCAUCUUCGCAACGGGGUAUCUGGCCCCGCCGGCUGGGACUCCCGCCGAGAAAGCCAACAUGUCGAUUAUAGGGUUGAAUGGGGUGUCGAUGAGCGAGGAAUGGUCUCGUGUGGGACCAACGACCCUCCACGGGGUCAUCGAUGCCAAAUUCCCCAAUCUGUUCCUCUCCAGUCCGGAGCAGGCCGCUACCAGUGGGAAUUAUCGGUUUAGUCUGGACGAGUACGCCAAGCAUAUUGCGUAUAUUCUGACGGAAUCGAUGCGGAGGGCUGACGGGGAGCGCUUUGUUGUGGCGCCGUCUAUGGAGGCGGCCGAGGACUGGGCAUUGCAGGUGAUGAUGCGUUCAGCGCCAAUGGGGGUGGUGUUGGGAUGCACUCCGGGAUAUCUCAAUCUGGAGGGGGAUCUGGAUCGUCUGUCGCCUGAGAAGCAAAUGGUUUUGGCACGGUCGGGGAUUUGGGGCUGGGGGAUUGAGCAUUGGUUGGGGGUUAUUGAGGAUUGGAGGGCUGAGGGGAGUAUGAAGGGGAUUGUGGUGCUUUGA